UUUGACGUUUUUAAUAUUAAUUUGUUGAUAAAUCGACUAACACGAAAUGAAUAAUACACUUAUAUAAAAAAGACAAGAAAAGUACGCAAAAUGUUUUUAAGGUCGUGGAAAACCAUUAGGUCCGGCUAUAAAUAUUAUAAAUAUUUUUCUACCCAAACGGCGAAUAUUUCAACUAACGACGCAAUUGUUUUAAGUGAUAGUUGUGUAGAAAAAUUAAAACAGUUAUGUGACGGUAAUGUAUUUAUGCGACUAUGUGUGGAAAGUGGAGGCUGUUCUGGAUUUCAAUAUAAAUUUGAUUUGGAUGAUAAACUUGCUGAUGAUGAUAAAAUCUUUGAAAAGGAUGGUGUAAAAGUAGUUGUGGAUAUGACCUCACUAGAAUAUAUAAAAGGAGCAACGAUUGAUUAUCAUACAGAACUAAUUCGAUCUGCUUUCAGAGUUGUUCAAAAUCCAAAUGCAGAUCUUGGAUGUUCAUGUGGAGCUAGUUUUUCUGUAAAAAUAGAAUAGGUUAGUAAAAAACAGUCACCUAUUUAUGUAAGGACAAUUUAUAUAAUAAAUAGAUAGAAAUUUCAAUGAAA
Molecule: messenger RNA, 575 nt
Organism: Nymphalis io (European peacock)
Lineage: Eukaryota; Metazoa; Arthropoda; Insecta; Lepidoptera; Nymphalidae
Product: iron-sulfur cluster assembly 2 homolog, mitochondrial
Exons: 2
Coding region: 91-504 (137 amino acids)
Biological process (GO): iron-sulfur cluster assembly
Cellular component (GO): mitochondrion
Molecular function (GO): 4 iron, 4 sulfur cluster binding; 2 iron, 2 sulfur cluster binding; iron ion binding
Source: RefSeq, a predicted model, not a curated record